GCAGCUCAAUAGUCACACUUUUGAAUGCUUCAUUUGAAAAGUAAAUUAUUCUUAUUCAUGUUCAAUAAAGAGAUCUCUGGUUGAGGCAAAGUUACCAAAGCAUCUAGUUGGCAAUGGUGGCACCAACAGGGAAGAUGCAUUAUAGACAUCACUCACCAGCAAAGCUUCUUAACAUGACUUCACAUUGUGAGGCUCUUAAUUAGCAUCGUCUCCUCCCCACAACAGAUGAAAUAGCAACCUACAAACACAUUUAGAAGGAACCUACAGCUGAGAUGAGAAGUCUCUAAACAGGCAUCCACCUGACUCCAUGUUAAUUAUAUUUGGGUCUUUCCACCACGGAAAUGUCACACAGCUGUGCGGUAGUUUAACGAAGGAAACUGCAAAAUUUUAAGUUCUAAAGGACCUCAGUGAUCCACUGCUGUUAAGGACAGUGCGAGAUGAACUCUUUGGCUCAUACAGCAUUUAGAUAUAAUUUUUCUUUUUUUUCUCAGACACAGCACAUAUUAGUGUGUGAUAAUGGACAUCUAUUUAAAAGCCAUUGUUGCCAUAUAUAAAAUAGAAACAACAUUAAUAUGAACUAAUAAUGAAGAUAGCACUAAACUGCCUUGCCUACCAGACUGGAAAGUAUUCAACUUACAUAGCAGAAUGAGCUGUUGUAAACAAACAAACAAUAAAAAAUAAGAUUACAGCAUAACAUUAAGGUGUUUAGCGUCAUUUUAUGCUUUCAUCAUUUAAUAACCCCAAAUCAAGAAAUUUAUUGCCAUGAAAGGACACUUGUUAGUUUAACAGCAAGGCCAUCCAAAAGUCUACUGAGGUGGCAGAGAUAAUACUGUUUAAGAUGAUCCCUUAAAUGAAGUAAGGUCAAAUAAAAGUACUUUAAUUUUGAAAAUGCGCUCAAGCACAGAGGAAUCGGCAGGCACACUAUAAAAGCCACUGAUAUACUGAAGGUUUGGGGAGACAGCGGUAGGUAAGACUGAGUGUUGCUCAUGUACAAUAACAGCGCUUGGUUCCCAGCACCCACUUUGGGCAAUUUACAACUUCCCUAACUCCAGUUCCAGAUAACCUGACACUCUCACUGGCUUCCUCCAGUACUGCACUCCCAUAUAUAGAGAGGAUAAGCAAACAACAAAGAAUAGAGAGGAAACAGAACUUGGACUGGUGAGAUAGAUGACUUCAUUGUUAAAAAGUUUGUGUUCAUUUCUGGCAUUGUUAAAAAGUUUGUGUUCAUUUCUGGCAUCCACGGAUAUCAGUAAAGUUAAGUGCUCAGAUUACAUACAAAUGCUCCAUACAUUUUCACAUUGCUUCGGCAGCACCGUUGAACCUGGUUUGACAACUCUGCACUUUUUUAAAAAUCACAAAACUGGCAGUCGCCGCUGUCCUCCGUUGCCUCUUCCUGCAGCCAUGAUCAACCCCACUGUGUUCUUUGACAUCACGGCAGAUGGUGAGCCUUUGGGCCGCAUCUCCUUCAAACUUUUUUCAGACAAAGUUCCAAAGACAGCAGAAAACUUUCCCUCUCUGAGCACUGGAGAGAAAGAAUUUGGAUAUAAGGGUUCCUCCUUUCACAGACUUACCCCAGGAUUCACGUGCCAGGGUGGUGACUUCACACGCCAUAAUGACACCGGCGGCAGCUCCUUCUAUGGAGAGAAAAUUGAGGAUGAGAACUUCAUCCUGAAGCAUACAGGUCCUUGCAUCUUGUCCGUGGCAAAUGCUGAACCAAACACAAAUGGUUCCCAAUUUAUCUGCACCGCUGAGUGGCUGGAAGGCAAACAUGUGGUCUUUGGGAAGGUGAAAGAAGGCAUGAACAUUAUGGAAUCUGUGGAGAGUUUCGGGUCCAGGAAUGGGAUCACCAUUUCCAACUGUGGGCAACUCUAAUUCUUUUGACUUGAGGGCUUCUUACCUACCAGAUUAUUCCUUCUGUAGCUCAGGAGAGCAUUCCUCUCCACCCCGUACCACAUCAGUGCACAAUGCCCUGUAAUCACUGAAAUUCUUUGGGUUCUAUAUUUUCCUCAUACCCUCCAAGUCUAGCUGAAUUGCAGAGUUAAGUUUAUGAUUAUGAAUAAAAAUUAAGUAAAAACAAAACAAAAAAUGAAAAAAUCCUCCAUCACAGCCUCCGUAAAUACCAAAGAUGUCUUCUGCCAGUAUCCAGACUCUCUCAGUGAAUUUAGUAAUUUAAACAUUUCAAAUCACAGCCACCUGUAACUCCAGUUCCGGGGGAAUCUAAUGCCAUCUUCUUGUCUCUAUGGCCAACUGCACUCAUGUGCAAAUGCACAUAUGUAUGCAUGAUUAAGAAUAAAAUGUGGUUUAUUGAAAAAGAAGGAACAAAUUUGGAAAAGAAAUAGAAAGUAAACAUAGGACCAUUGUAAUUUAAGGAGUUCAGUUGAUUAGACACUAUAAAAGAAAACA
Molecule: messenger RNA, 2403 nt
Organism: Mesocricetus auratus (golden hamster)
Lineage: Eukaryota; Metazoa; Chordata; Mammalia; Rodentia; Cricetidae
Product: peptidyl-prolyl cis-trans isomerase A-like
Exons: 1
Coding region: 1168-1872 (234 amino acids)
Biological process (GO): protein peptidyl-prolyl isomerization
Molecular function (GO): peptidyl-prolyl cis-trans isomerase activity
Source: RefSeq, a predicted model, not a curated record